Molecule: messenger RNA, 1222 nt
Organism: Scatophagus argus
Lineage: Eukaryota; Metazoa; Chordata; Actinopteri; Scatophagidae
Gene: metap1d
Product: methionyl aminopeptidase type 1D (mitochondrial)
Exons: 10
Coding region: 115-1131 (338 amino acids)
Biological process (GO): proteolysis
Molecular function (GO): metalloaminopeptidase activity
Source: RefSeq, a predicted model, not a curated record
GAAGAAGAAGAAGAGUUUCUUUGGUUCUCUGGGUUCCCUGGGUGCAACCAACCAUAACCACAACAAUUCGUAAGGCGUCAUGUGACUCUCGCGCCACGUGACCACCAAUAAAAAAUGGCAGCCCACUGUUCUGCCGGACUUGCCACAAGAUCAGGACUCGGUGGUUUUCUGCAGAGAGUUUGUAGUCAGAGAAGCCGCUGUCCUGCCACAGCCCUUCUGUGUCAGCAACAUCGGAACUUCUUCUGGAGGAAGUGGAAAAGUUCUCACAAUGUAGUUCGGCCAGCUGCUGUUAGGCCUGCCUAUGAAGUGCCCAAGCACAUUGUUCGGCCUGAGUAUGUAAGCAAUAAACUGGUCCCAGAAUGGCCAGACUACAUAGAAAUCAAAGAUCAAGAGCAGAUCGAAGGCCUUACCAGAGCAUGUCAGCUCGCCAGGCAUGUACUGCUGCUAGCUGGACGCAGUCUGAAGGUUGGCAUGACAACAGAUGAAAUAGACUUCAUUGUGCACCAGGAGACAAUCAAGCACAAUGCAUACCCAUCCCCUCUCGGAUACGGGGGUUUCCCCAAGUCUGUCUGUACCUCUGUGAACAAUGUGGUCUGUCAUGGCAUCCCUGACAGUCGACAGCUUCAAAAUGGAGAUAUCAUUAACAUCGAUGUCACUGUGUAUCUGGAUGGUUACCACGGUGACACCUCAGAAACCUUCUUGAUUGGUGAGGUGGAUGAGGUAGGACGGCGAUUGGUAGAAACCGCCAGGUAUUGUCGAGAUGAGGCCAUCGCUGCCUGCAUGCCGGGUGCAAAGCUCUGUGUUAUAGGAAACACUAUCAGUGAAAUCGCCCAUGCCAGUGGCUUCCAAGUGUGUCCUUAUUUCAUUGGACAUGGAAUAGGCUCCCACUUUCACUGCCAUCCUGAGAUCUGGCACCACGCUAAUGACAAUGGCAUGACCAUGGAUGAAGGGAUGGCGUUCACAAUAGAGCCCAUACUGAUGGAGGGGUCUGUAGACUUCAGAAUACUGAAGGACAAGUGGACAGCCGUGUCUGCAGAUGAUAAAAGGUCGGCUCAGUUUGAACACACGGUGGUCAUCACAUCUGACGGCGUGGAUAUUCUUACCAAACUGCCAGAAGAGAGCAGUCUGUGACCCGAGGGGACCCAGCUGCUGACCUGCAGGAAUCUCUUAACAUCAAAUAGGAUCUAAACUACCUUUUGUGAUAAUAAAACAGUUUACAGAA